Molecule: messenger RNA, 765 nt
Organism: Sphenostylis stenocarpa
Lineage: Eukaryota; Viridiplantae; Streptophyta; Magnoliopsida; Fabales; Fabaceae
Source: the annotation of a GenBank genome assembly
AUGUUGAACCAUUUUGUUUGUGGCAGUUUCCAGCACCAAGAAGAAGAUGUUGCACCAUGUUCAAGCCCCAAGAGUUCCAAGAGAAAAAAAGAAAGCAGAAAUAACAACCCAUACUCCAAUCGAGGCUUAGACAAGUUUUCAGCACUUUUGGCUGAUCUUGACGAGAGAAGGCAAAAGGUUUACUCACAAACGAGUCCUGAGGAGAUAUCUUUGGUUCGGUUUGCUUAUUCAAGCAACGAUGAUUUCGUUCCCAUAGUGGUCAAAAUGAAAAACAAGGAUCAGAAUAAGAAACACAAGAGUGAAGAACUCAAAGCAAGACACUUGACAUCUUUCUCGGAGCAAUUGGAGAAAUCAGCUGAAGAAGCAACCGUGGAAGAAAGGAAGCAACAACACAAUAAGUUGAAAUCUCAUCAGAAGAAGAAUUUUAGCUUUUCUUCGAAUAUGUUGACGUGGCCUUCUUUCUAUGUGCCAGCAGUUGUGAUUUUGAUUUUGGUUUUUCUGAUUGUGUUUGGUAGAUCGGUUGCAACACUUUGCACCUGUGUUGUGUGGUAUGUGGUUCCCACGUUGAGUGAAUGUUACCAUGAUAGUUCGAAGCCAAGGAAAUCAGUGAUGAAUUGGAAGAAGAGAGAUUAUGUUUGGGGAUGGUUGAAUGACAUGAAGAUGGUGAAUCCUGAAGAUGGAUUAGCUUCUCCAAGAACUGGUGAUUUCAAGGUUUAUUCCAGUGGCAAGAGUUCAGGGAAACAUGGCCACCAGAAAAACUGGUGA